Molecule: messenger RNA, 2627 nt
Organism: Ochotona curzoniae (black-lipped pika)
Lineage: Eukaryota; Metazoa; Chordata; Mammalia; Lagomorpha; Ochotonidae
Product: zinc finger protein 655-like
Exons: 3
Coding region: 747-2357 (536 amino acids)
Biological process (GO): regulation of DNA-templated transcription
Source: RefSeq, a predicted model, not a curated record
GUGGAGAGCAGCGCCGGGCGAGGCCUCCUCGAGCCCGACCGGGCCGGAGGCGGGGAGGGCCGGUCCUGGGGCUUGUGGACGGAGGACGGCACCCGUGUCGUGCGUCCUUGGGUUUGAAGGACACCAGGCAAAUCUCUGCGAAUCGCAGCUUUUUCCUUGCGUUCCCCCCAGGAUUGCGGGCGUCCGGGUGCGGGGCAGCGGCGGGGCGGCCUGCGCACCCGAUCAGAGGCGCCCGGCCUUCCGACCCCAAAAGUGGGUCUUAUUAUUCGGAAAGCCCUUGUUGUAAUGUGGGGUGGGCUGUUGCCAAACACCUAGCAGUUCCCGAGGGGCCUGCCUGUGGAAAACAAUGAGUAAUCACCACAAGUAUGUUUUUCUGGGUAGAGGCUUGAGCUUGGCAAGGUGGUCACAUUUAAAUAUUUUUAAAUUGCGCAGGAAGCUUUUACACGGUUAAAUUGAACUGUGCGUGGGUGGUGGUUUUUUUUUUUUUUUUUGAUAACACAACUUGAGCUAGUGUUUAAGUGUACUUUUAGAUAUGGACCGUAUGUUUCUUAAAUAUUUGGAACUACGUUGAUGCCCGUUUGUUUUAGGUGACUAAUCCUCAUCAGGUAGUUCUUAGAGAGGAUUUGUUCGGGUGUGACAUACUUUACGAAGUCCUGAGUGUAAAAUGUGAGGGGCUAUUUUCACUGAUGACUGUGCUUUCUCCUAAUCUCAUCCCACAGUGAUGGUUCUUGUCCUCCAGAGCAGGGAUGGAGGAGCUUCCGGCCCAGGAUGCAGCGGAGUCUCUGGACCACCGGUCUGAGUAUCUGUCCCGGGAGCCUCAGUACGCGCAGGACAGCGACAUGGAACAGGGACUGCCUGAGGGAUUUCCAAUUUCCAAGCCUGAUGGGAUCUCCCAGCUGGAGCAAGAUCUUGAGGUCUUUGAUUUGGAAACUAAGAAUAGAGAAGUCUUAACAGAUGACUGCUCAGAUGGAGAGAUCACAGAAGAGAACAAGCUGUUGGUUCCUAAGCAGAACAUUUCGGAAGAAGUACAUUCAUACGAAGUAAGAGUAGGAAGACUCAAACAGGAUGUUGCCCACGUUCCUGAGACUAGAGAAGUUUAUAAAUCUGAGGACAGACUAGAAAGGCUUCAGGAAAUUCUAAGGAAAUUUCUCUUUCUGGAGAGAGAAUUUAGGCAAAUAACAAUCAGCAAGAAAGCCUUCACGAAUGAGAACAAUGAAUACAAUGAUCCCGAAAAAAGCUUCAGUCUGGACUCCACCCUUGACACAGAUCAGAGAGUUCUUAGAAUACAGAAUAUUGAUGAUACUAAAUGUGACAUGAACUUCAACCAGAACUCAGCUGUUGAUAAACAUGAAAAUGUAAAUCAAACACAAAAUUUUCAGAGUAGUGACUAUAAGGAAAGCUUAAUGGAUAUUUCCCACCUAAGUAAGUGGGAGAACAUUCCUACUCCUGAGAAAUCUUAUAAAUGUGAUGAAUGUGGGAAAAUCUUCCAUCAGAGUUCAGCUCUUACUAGACAUCAGAGAAUCCAUACUAGGGAGAAGCCCUACAAGUGUAAAGAAUGUGAAAAAUCUUUUAGUCAGAGCUCAAGUCUUAGUAGACAUAAAAGAAUUCACACUAGAGAAAAACCCUAUAAAUGUGAAGUGUCUGAUAAAUCCUGUGAUGUAUCUGAUAAAUCCUAUACUCAGAGCUCAGAUGUCAUUCAGCAUAAGAAAGUUCACACCAGAGCCAAGUCUUACAAAUGUGGCAGCUGUGAAAGAGUCUUCAGCCGUAGUGUACACCUUACUCAACAUCAGAGAAUUCAUAAGGAGAUGCCCUGUAAAUGUACUGUGUGUGGCAGUGACUUCUGUCAUACUUCAUACCUAAUUGAACAUCAGAGAAUCCAUCAUCAAGAAAAAUCCUAUGAGUAUAAUGAAUCUGGGUUGUCCUAUGUUAAACAUCAAGGAGCUAAUUUCAGAGAAAAGCCGUAUACAUGUAAUGAAUGUGGAAAAGACUUCAGAUUGAAUUCACACCUUAUUCAGCAUCAAAGAAUUCACGCAAGAGAUAAGCCACAUGAAUGUAAUGAAUGUGGAAAAGCUUUCAGUCAGACCUCAUGCCUUAUUGAGCAUCACAAAACGCAUCGGAAGGAGAAGCCGUAUGAAUGUAAUGAUUAUGAAGAAAGUUUUAGUUAUGGUUCAGAUCUUGCCCUGCAACAAGAAGUCCUUAACAGAGAAAAAACCUUGAAUUGUGAUGCUUGGGAAGAGAACAUCAGUCAGAGAUCGCACCUUGUUCAACAUCAAAGAAUUCAUACCAAAGAGAAACCUUAUGAAUGUAAUGAACGUGGGAAGACAUUUAAUCAAGUUCAGGCCUCUUUCAACAUCUGAGAGUUCACCCCUAGGAGAAAUCAUGUACGUACUAAAUGUGGUAAAGCCUUUCCUUAUAACUUAACUCUUAAUUCACACCAAGGGAAUCACAUGAUGAGUGCAAUGACUGUAGAAAAAGGAUUUGUGUUAAAAUUUUAAUUGCUUCUUGCAAGUCCAUAUACCAGCAAGAACAUUUGAAUGUAUUGAGUGGGGUUAAUUCUUCAUACUAUUUUCAUAUCUUGGUCACAAUUGGGAAAUUCAUUCUAGAAUAAAGUUCCAUUACUGAAAUGA